AAUAAAAGAACACUGCAUCUCCAUCGGUGGGUUGGGGGUGGGGGGUGUGGGGGGGAACGACACAUAGAUAUCGAAUGAGAUUUGCUUCCAAACGCGCACCGAUGGCGGUGUGAGGUGUUUGGUUGAGAAGUACGCACGGAGCGGUGGAUUUGUGGAGGGUUUUCUGGAGCAUCUUUUCUCUGUCUGGACUUUGGUUUGGAGGAAAUAAUCAAAACUAUGGAUUACUCGGUCUGUCUACUUUUACUGCUGUCAACCAUGUCGACUGUGUCGACCGGACAGUUCCCAACAGCGCAGAUGAUAAAGGAAUGGGUGGACCAGAUGCAAAAAGAGUUGGUCACAUUAAUAGACACAGCCACUGGCAUCCAGAGCCUAAUAAAGAUAUAUGAAACACACAAAGAUCACUAUAGCGUGGGGUACAACAAUGCAACAGAACUAGUGGCAACGGCUGCUGGGAACAUAGAGAGACUGCUAGAUAACCGCUCCCAAGCCCUCAAGAGGCUGGCAUCAGAAGCAGAAAGGUUUCAGAUGGAGCACAUGUGGACGGACGAUAGUGAGGCCGACAAAAUUGUUUACUACAAUGCCAAAGAAAAUAGCACUCAGACAGAGAUGAAGAACCGAUAUGUUCCAGAUGAUUUCCACACAGACGCUGACUUCAAACGACUUGUCUCCUACAACACCACUGCUGUCCAUAUCCCUACGGAUAUAUAUGAAGGCUCCACCAUCAUUUUGAACGAGCUAAAUUGGACAGAGGCCUUGGAGGAUGUUUUCCGGAAAAACAAGGAUGAAGAUCCUUCACUCCUCUGGCAAGUGUUUGGUUCUGCCACUGGAUUGGCUCGGUACUACCCAGCAUCCCCUUGGAUUGACUUGAGCAAUUCAGCCAAUAAGAUCGACCUCUAUGAUGUGCGCAGGCGACCAUGGUACAUUCAGGGGGCAGCAUCACCCAAGGACAUGCUGAUCCUGGUAGAUGCGAGUGGCAGUGUUUCAGGUCUCACCCUCAAACUCAUCCGAACGUCCGUUAGCAAGAUGCUGGAGACCCUCUCUGAUGACGACUUUGUGAACGUGGUAUCUUUCAACGAAGACGCCUCCUAUGCAGCGUGCUUUCACAACCUGGUGCAGGCCAACGUUCGCAACAAGAGGAUUCUAAAAGAUGCUGUGCAGAACAUCACUGCUAAGGGUAUAACCAACUACAAAAGUGGCUUAGAGCUGGCUUUCAAGCAGCUUGCACAGGUGAAUGUGUCGAGGGCUAACUGUAACAAGAUUAUCAUGCUUUUCACUGACGGAGGAGAGGAGAAGGCAGAGGAGAUCUUUGAAAAGUACAACCCAAAGCAAGCGGUUCGCAUCUUUACAUUUUCAGUAGGUCAACACAACUACGACAAAGGGCCAAUACAAUGGAUGGCCUGCGCUAAUAAAGGCUAUUACUAUGAGAUCCCAUCUAUAGGUGCCAUUAGGUUGAACACUCAGGAGUACCUGGAUGUUUUGGGCAGGCCUAUGGUUAAGGCUGACAAAAAAGCCAAGCAGGUUCAGUGGACCAAUGUCUACCUGGACGCUCUGGAGCUUGGCCUGGUGAUCACUGGAACUCUACCUGUCUUCAACAAGACCAACACAGGCUCAAAAAAAGCUCAGAACCAGCUCAUCCUGGGGGUUAUGGGUAUUGAUGUCUCCCUGGAAGACAUCAAGAGACUCACCCCUCGGUUUACUUUUGGACCAAAUGGUUACUACUUUGCCAUUGACCCCAACGGAUAUGUGCUGCUCCACCCUAACCUUCAGCCACUGACUGCCAAGUUUCAUGAACCUGUAACGCUGGACUUCCUCGAUGCAGAGAUAGAGAAUGAGCUCAAAGUGAAGUUACGUAGAGAAAUGAUUGAUGCGCUAACAGGGAGUUAUACAAUGUCUACAUUGGUGAAAUCCCAAGAUGAGCGCUACAUUGACCAGGGUCUGAGAACAUAUACCUUUGCACCAGUAAAGGGGACAGAUUACAGCCUGGCCCUCGUCCUUCCAGAGUACAGUAGACGUUAUAUCCGGGCCACAAUUGGUGACACAAUCACCCAGGCAAAAUCGUUUUUGGGGGAAAAUGUUUCUGAAAGCCUGCUGGCGGACAAGUUUGAUGAAUAUGGGUAUACAUUUAUUGCUCCGAGGAUGUACUGUAAGGACUUAAAGCUUCCUGACAAGAACAAAAAUAACACAGAGUUCCUCAUGGAGUUCAACAGUUACAUUGACAGAAAGACACCAAACGACCCCAUGUGUAACGUGGAGCUGGUGAACCGAUUGCUCCUGGAUGCCGGCAUCACUUCAGAUCUGAUCAAAGUUUGGAAAGAAAACAAGUUACAGGAAGGUGUCUUGGCCAGAUUUGUUGCCACUGAAGGAGGGAUCACACGGGUCUACCCCAAAAGUGCUGGGAUGUACUGGACAGAAGAAGCAGAGACGUAUGAAUCAAGUUUUUAUAAACGAAGUUUGGACAAUGGUCUGUACAUCUUCACUCCAACACCCUACCUCGCUAAGGAGAACGCAAGUGACGAUUCAGUCCUGGUGAGCAGAGCAGUUGACCUCAAUGUUAAUGGUGUCAUACUUAAACCAGCUGUGGUUGGUGUGAAGUUGGACAUCAGUGCCUGGAUGGCGAGCUUCAUCAACACCACACAGAGGCCGAAUUGCAAUGAUGAAAUCUGUGGCUGUCAGAGAAACGAUGAGUACAUAGACUGUGUCAUUCUGGAUGAUGGGGGCUUCAUGGUGAUGUCCAAUCAAGAUAAAUAUAUUGAUAAGAUUGGAACUUUCUUCGGUGUUAUCGACCCCGUCCUCAUGAGAAAGCUGCAGGACUCCCUGUUCACCUUUAAGAAGACCUAUGAUUACCAGUCACUCUGUGAUCCCAAGAAAGAGAGCAAGGCGGCUGCAGGCCUGCGAUCUGUCUACGUGCCCACCAUUGCAGAUAUUUUGAAUUUAGGAUGGUGGGUGACAGCUGCGGCCUGGUCAAUGCUGCAACAGUUACUGGUCAGCAUCACCUUUCCCAGUUUCCUGGAUGCAGCUGAUAUGGAUGAUGAAGUGCCAGAUGCCAUGCUUAAAGAAGUCUGCAUCACGGAGCAAACUCAGUUCUACUUUAUGAACAACAACCUGUCUGUCAAAGGCUCUGUCGACUGUGAAAACUGCUCCAGGCUCUUCCAUGCUGAAAAGCUGCCCAAGACAAACCUGGUCUUUAUCAUUGCUGAUGCAAAACUCACCUGCUCGUCCUGUGACGCCAAGGAGUUGAAACAGGAAGAGGAGCCGUCUGAUGGUCCUGAUCCCUGUGAAAUGGCUCAGAGUCCUCGAUACAGGAAAGGGCCUGGAACCUGUUUUGAUAACAAUGAACAUGAGGAGGACCCUGACUGUGGUGGGACGUCCAGUUUGAGGCCUUCAGUUUGGCUAAUGGUGGCCCUCCAGCUGGUGUUGCUCUGGGUACUGACUGGCUGCAGACACCAGGCCAUCCCAUCAUGACCCUUAUAUUACUUUGAUCACACCCUCUGAUUCACUCCCUCUAUAUGUCCAACAUGGCAACCAACAUACAACGUUGCCACCAAAAUGAUGAGCACCUGAUGAAAAGUGCUUGUAACCAAGAAACAAAAACCCGUGAGCCCCACAUUCUGCCAGGCCCUUCAUGUGAUUCCUUGAUUUUCAGGGGUUUCUCAACAUGAUGUCAUCAGAUGCAAGGGCAAAAGUGACAAAAAACUCGCCUAUUAGAAGAUAUCAGUUUGAACACAAAGAAAGACCUUGACCUACAGCUCCUUCAUCCCUUCAUUUGUCCCCACUAACUGAAAUUAGAGGAAUCCAGAGAUUAAUUUUGAUUGGCGACUUGAAAACGUUCUCUCACUUGAUGCUAGAUUGGACAGCUUUAUAGUAUCAGAGGGAUUGAAAUCAUGAUUGGGGGCUAGCAUUUUAUUGAUGAGCAGUUUUACUCACCGUUGCCAGAAACAGCACUUUUCUUUACAAGCAUAAAAUAUAUUUUGAAUCUAUUUGCAGUGGCUAGUUACUAGUUAUUUAUUGUUUUACAAAUGAGAAUUUCACUAAGAUUACAGUAAGCGAUGCCAAAUUGUUAUAUCACAAGCUUUUGCCCUACAUUUGCCUUAGUUAGGUUGCUGAUAAUAGUGUUGUCUCAGUCUGAUGUUUAGAUAGCUCCACCCAGAACAUCUCCUCUGAGGGCAUCACCUUCACUUUCUUCUCAGUGUUCUUUCAUGUAGAUAUUGUAUUUGCAGUGUGGAAAUCAUGUUCACUGUUAUGUUUAUGCACAAAAAACAACCUUCAACUGCCACAGAGCACCUGCUUUUAUGGAUUUUAACUUUGUACUUGAUCAUACAUCAACCCAGAUUAGAUGUGGUACAGUAGAUGUAUCUGGAUUUCCUGCCUUGGUGUUGGAUGCUCCAGUGAAAACUUUGUUACCAUAAUGCGCAUGAACCAAUCAGGACAAGCCUGGCUGGUGUCCUUUUGUGUUCAUUAGACUAAAUCUCUAGUGCCAUGUGGACUGUGUGACUUGGACAAACCCUUUAGCUUUGUAGACUGUGGCUACUGGAAGGAAAGAAGUGUACUAUUUAUUUAUUUUAAUAUUUAUUGGCUAUCUGAGGUUUCAGGGCAGCCUGCUACCAGUAGUUUUAGUGCCACGACUAAAGAAAAUAAAUGAACGGGAUAUGAGAAUUUAUACUUGACAUUUUGGUCAGCAAAAAAAAAACAAAAACAAAAAAAAAACAGUAUAUUUGUAUUCACUGCUGCCACUUUUCAAAUUAAAUGACUACUAUCUCCUCUGCAAUUCAAAGUGCAGCUGAUGUUUACAGUUUGAUCUUCUGAAUUAAGAAGAGCAUCUGUUUCUGUGUAGUGGUAAAACUCCCUCUUACUUUGUGUGUGUGUGUGUGUGUGUGUGUGUGUGUGUGUGCCAUGAUACUGUAUCACCAAGUGGAAUUCACUUUAGAAAAGCCAUUAGUUAGUAUUUAUGAUCCUCUCAAUUACUGUGUUCCAUUUUCUCCAAUAUAAGUUCAUCUUUUUUCAUGUUGUUGUUUUUUGCAUUAGUUAAAACCAAACCUAAGCAAGAAAAUUUGCAGAUGAUUUUACUUUAGAUGAUUUUUGUGAAAAAGUGUCAUCAGGCAGAACAGUUAAUUAGUUAUUUAUUUUUUAAAAUUGCACUUUUUCGCCCAAAUCACUGCUGCAUAGCAAAAUAAAUCUGCCAAAUAACAAAUUUCACAGGACUAAAACUGGACUGCUAAAGCAACUAACUGCCGUGGUAUUACAAAUUAUAUCAGCAAGUGAAAAAGCAAUUUUAUUAAUUUUACAGUGAACUUAUAACUACAUCCUGAAGAUGCAAUAUGUGAUAAAUAACAUGCUGUGUUUUUGUGGAUAAUUUAUGCUUUUAAGGAUUAGAAUAAGUUAAUGCAGUUCGGCAGGAAACAAUUAAUCAGGCAGAAAACUUUAAACUGACAAUCACGGAACUGAAGGUUUCACACGUCUGCCAAAACAGAAACCCUUACAUUACAACUGUUUAGUGAAAUCAGAUGAUUGAAGGUUUUAUUGCCUAAUCACAUGCUCCAAAUCAUCAAAUAUCUUUUCAGUUCACUGUUAAACAUAAAAACUCAACCAUUCAAAA
Molecule: messenger RNA, 5593 nt
Organism: Monopterus albus (swamp eel)
Lineage: Eukaryota; Metazoa; Chordata; Actinopteri; Synbranchiformes; Synbranchidae
Gene: cacna2d1a
Product: calcium channel, voltage-dependent, alpha 2/delta subunit 1a
Exons: 40
Coding region: 217-3462 (1081 amino acids)
Cellular component (GO): L-type voltage-gated calcium channel complex
Molecular function (GO): voltage-gated calcium channel activity
Source: RefSeq, a predicted model, not a curated record